Molecule: messenger RNA, 2865 nt
Organism: Magallana angulata
Lineage: Eukaryota; Metazoa; Mollusca; Bivalvia; Ostreida; Ostreidae
Product: FMRFamide receptor-like
Exons: 2
Coding region: 271-1659 (462 amino acids)
Biological process (GO): G protein-coupled receptor signaling pathway
Cellular component (GO): membrane
Molecular function (GO): G protein-coupled receptor activity
Source: RefSeq, a predicted model, not a curated record
UGUAACAGUCGCGGAAAGCGCGCCAACCACUGAUUACACGUGUGUGAAAAACAAUCUCUAUUGGACAGGGAAAUACUAUAACUAGAGACGUAUCUAGUCAACUUAUUAUUUCUAUUUAAGUACUGAGACAGUGAGCUUAUGUAACGAGAACCUCUCCGCUUGCUGAAUCUUCUCAACCACCGGUAAAGAUCUACCUCUGAAGCACGCCUUCACUAAUCUUCAACAUACCGACGAAUCUACCACAAUGACCUUCACAUCUGCGUCGCUCUGAUGGACGAAACAGGAACGUUUGGACAGAACAGCCACGUGAUGGAGUACAAGGAUAUGAAUCCGAUGGAGAACAUUACAAUCCUGUACACCACAAUGCCUGGUGUUAGCACGGGGAAUCCCCCGCCGCCGGGAAUUGCCGACUACGUAAAGCUAGCGGUGAUGGGGUACGUCGCCCUCGUCAUCAUCUGUCUUGGGAUGGUCGGUAACGGGCUGUCCAUGGUGGUACUGACCAGGAAAUCCAUGCACACAUCGACCAAUUGCUACCUCCUUGCUCUCGCCAUCUGGGACACCGCGGUGAUUCUCUGUACCUUACUUCUGAUGACGCUGCCCACUUUGUCGUCUUGGUUUAAAGAUAACGUGAUGCCGUACGUUGUGGUAAUUGGGUAUCCUCUGGCUCUGACUGCUCAAAUGUCCACUCUGUGGCUAACAGUUUCCUUCACUGUGGAACGUUACAUAGCUGUCUGCCACCCACUGCAAGCCGUUCGGAUGUGCACGGUUGCGCGCGCACGCGUCGUCAUAGUAGCAGUAUCGGUUGUGUCUAUUCUUUUUAACGCGAGUCGCUGGUUUGAAUAUCGCUUGAAAUUUGAUCAGUCAAGCAAUAACCGGUCAACAUUAUCUUUCGAGCCCACCGAAUUUGGAAAAAACGACGACUACAAGCAGGUUUAUUUCCUCUGGCUUUAUCUCCUCGUAAUGUUCAUAGUGCCCUUGACAUCACUGACGGUGCUCAACAUUUUUCUGAUCCUAGCUGUCCGACAAUCACAGAUUCAGCGAAAAGACAUGAAUGUCAGGCAGUCACGUGAGAAUAACGUGACAAUGAUGCUCGUCUCCAUCAUCAUCGUGUUUAUCAUAUGCCAAAUUCCCGCGCUAAUAUACAAUAUGGCGUGGGCCAUUGACAUAAACACUGUUGAGAAAUCCACUGGUUGGAAAAUUCUUUCCACAUUCCGAAAUUUCAUGGUGACAUUAAACAGCUGUGUCAACUUCAUUUUGUACUGUGCGCUGGGGCAGCGCUUCCGUCACACGUGCAUUCGAUCGUUCUGUCGUUGUAUGAUGAUGACAGAAAAUGGCCGCUCCUUCCGGUACGUAAACUCCGCCAUGAUGGCGUCAUCGUCUGUGAAUACCUAUGCCAAGUACCGGUUGGUGCGCGCUAAGAGGGGGAUCCUCACGUACCGGAUGAAGAACUUGUCCCCGUCCACCGGACUGUGUCGGCGGUACACGAUACAGACGUCCAUGACCUUCUCAAAAGGCGGCACCAAGUCAUCCAUGACUGACGGGCACGAGACGCCGCCGCAGCGCUCCAGGGACUGCUCUCACGCGACCAACAGCACCAAGAGCACCUCCUCCAAAGAAUCCCUCCACAACGAGCUGUCUGACACACAGAAAACAUUAUAGCUCCGAGGGCGACAAGGACAACAAAUUAAGAAAGACGCAAAAAAUUGAUUUCGAUACACAUAAAAAAUUUUGUAUUAUUGAUGCCCAAAAAUCAAGGUUGCUAUUUAAUAUACACGUAAAACGUUUCAAUUAGGAUACUUCAGUUGGCAAUGACUCAAUAUUCCCCAAAAAGUGAUGGUUAAUUACAGUGGUGAAUCUAGUGAUAGUAACAGGAAGAAACUUUAUUUAACGGGGAAAGCCCUCAUGCUCUCAGCUAUGGUCAAAAACGGAUUACUCGGACGCUGCAUUAAACAACAGAACACACCUAGUUCUAAAACGAAUAGCAAAGUUUACAAAUAGGUUUGGACUGACUAUUUAUGUUUGCCAUAUCGCCAAUAUUGGGUACUACAAUAAACAAGUAUACUAUAUAUAUAUAUGACUGUGAUAAGAACGAUCUAUCUUGAGAAUCAAACAUAACAGACUGUCGGCUAGAACCGUCAAAAGCAGGCACCCAACAAACUCGGAGACGUUCCCUCGAUGACGUCAUGCCGUACCCACGGAAUGGCGAUCGAUACCUAUAGUGUACGUGUGUUUGUUGUCCGUGGCCAGAAUAUGAAAGUUCGUCAUAAUUUUACAAGAAAUCUAGCAAACGCUUUAAACCUGUUAAAAUCAGAAAACACAAUGUAAUUGUUAUUUAAAUGUACCACUACUAAAAGCUCGUCGGGUUCUCACUUAAUUUACUUAACAAGCUUUGGAUGGAUUUUAGGACAGACCUUAUUGUACAUUCGAUAGUUCAAAUGGCUCAAAUGGGCAGAAACAUCGGAUUAUAUGAAUAGAAUACCGUGUUGUGUCUGGAUUUGCAUUUCAAGUACACAGAAAACAUGCGCAGAUUCUUUGAUCGUGGAUCAAUUCUACGGACGCGUCUAUUUGAUGUGAGUAGAUAUUCCGGUUAUAAUGGACGACAAGAUGGCCUCCCAAUAAACUGUCCGCGUCUUGUUUACGGACUAGAUCAGUAAUAAGAGAUAACAACAAUCUCUGCAUCAGCACUCUGUGUCCACUCCUCGUACGUAUGUCAUCCGGAAACUUUACAGGACCUGCCGGAAAUUACUCGGUACCAAACAAAAAUUGAUCGUCGUAUGUUCAUACAACGUAACAUUGAUUGGAAAUUGUUUUUGUUACUUUGUUUAAAUAUGUAAUUUUUCAACAACAACAAAAUAAAACUAUUUU